Sciurus carolinensis (gray squirrel) is the source of this 2473-nucleotide messenger RNA. RefSeq names its product matrix metallopeptidase 28 (gene Mmp28). The record is from RefSeq and is a predicted model, not a curated record. Gene Ontology annotation, molecular function: zinc ion binding; metalloendopeptidase activity. The coding region runs from base 340 to 1902 and encodes 520 amino acids. Gene Ontology annotation, biological process: proteolysis; collagen catabolic process; extracellular matrix organization. Gene Ontology annotation, cellular component: extracellular matrix. Lineage: Eukaryota; Metazoa; Chordata; Mammalia; Rodentia; Sciuridae. The transcript has 8 exons.
CCAGCGGCGGCAAAGGGUGGGUGGGGCGGGAGUGCCCGGUUCCCGCCCCUCUUCCCUCCCUUCCUCCCUCCCGCGGUCCUCGGGCUGGCGGACCCGAGGGCAGGCACUACUGGGGUUGGACGACCUCCGGCCGGCCCCCGACGACCGCGGCGAAGGAACUGCCCAGCGCGCACAGCUGGAACAGUGCGAACCCCUGCUUGGAUUGGGGACAGGGAUCGUCCCUGUCCGUGCGGGGACGGCGCACAGUGGCGCAUCCCCAGGAUCAGCGCACAGCUGACCGCCGGCGGGUGCCCCGCGCGCCGCAGCUCGCAGCGCCGGGGGAACUGGAGCGCCGGUGAUAUGGUGGCGCGGGUGGGCCUCCUACUGCGCGCCCUGCAGCUGCUGCUGUGGGGCGUACUGGACGCAGAGCCCGCUGAGCGCGUAGGCCGGGAGCUACGCAAGGAGGCAGAGGCAUUCCUGGAGAAGUACGGCUACCUCAGCGAACGUGUCUCCAGAGCCCCCACUUCUACCCAAUUCAGCAAUGCCAUCAGAGAGUUCCAGUGGGUGUCCCAGCUGCCCGUCAGUGGCGUGCUCGACCAUGCCACCCUGCAGCAGAUGACACGUCCCCGCUGUGGGGUCUCAGAUACUGACAGUCACACAACCUGGACAGAGAGGAUGAGUGCGCUGUUUGCUGGACGCCGGGCCAAAAUGAGGCAUAAAAAACGCUUUGCAAAGCAAGGCAACAAAUGGUACAAGCAGCACCUCUCUUACCGCCUGGUGAACUGGCCUGAGCGCCUGCCGGAACCAGUAGUUCGGGGAGCCGUGCAUGCUGCCUUCCAGCUGUGGAGCAACGUCUCGGCGCUGGAGUUCUGGGAGGCCCCAGCCACUGGCCCUGCUGACAUCCGCCUCACCUUCUUCCAAGGGGACCACAACGAUGGGCUGAACAAUGCUUUCGAUGGCCCAGGGGGCGCCCUAGCGCACGCCUUCCUGCCCAGACGCGGCGAAGCGCACUUCGACCUGGAUGAGCGCUGGUCUCUGAGCCGCCGCCGCGGGCGCAAUCUAUUCGUGGUGUUGGCGCAUGAGAUUGGCCACACGCUCGGCCUCACCCACUCGCCGGCACCGCGCGCGCUCAUGGCCCCCUACUACAAGAGGCUGGGUCGCGACGCGCUGCUCAGCUGGGACGACGUGCUGGCGGUGCAGAGCCUGUAUGGGAAGCCCCUAGGGGGCUCAAUGGCCAUCCAACUCCCAGGAAAGUUGUUCACCGACUUUGAGGCCUGGAAUCCCCAUAACUCCCAGGGUAGGCACCCUGAAACCCAGGGUCCUAAAUACUGCCACUCUUCCUUCGAUGCUAUCACUGCAGAUGGGGAACAACAACUGUACAUCUUUAAAGGAAGCUACUUCUGGGAGGUGGCGCCUGAUGGCAAUGUCUCAGAGCCCCGCCCACUACAGGACAGGUGGCCUGGGCUGCCCCCCAACAUUGAGGCUGCUGCAGUGUCAUUGGACGAUGGAGACUUCUACUUCUUCAAAGGGAGUCGAUGCUGGAGGUUCCGGGGCACCAAGUCAAUGUGGGGUUUCUCACAGCUGUGCCGGGCUGGGGGUCUGCCCCGCCAUCCUGAUGCGGCCCUCUUCUUCCCUCCUCUGCACCGCAUUGUCCUCUUCAAGGGUGCCCGCUACUAUGUGCUGGCCCAAGGAGGACUGCAAGUGGAGCCCUACUACCCCCGCAGUUUGCAGGACUGGAAGGGUGUCCCUGAAGAGGUCAGCGGUGCCUUGCCAAGGAAGGAUGGCUCCAUCAUUUUCUUCAGAGAUGACGGCUACUGGCGCCUGGACCAAACCAAACUGCGAGUGACCACCUCAGGCCGCUGGGCCACCGAGUUGCCCUGGAUGGGCUGCUGGCAUGCCAACUCAGGAGGCACCCUGUUCUGAAGGCAACCCACCAGCUAAUGAACCGUAGUGCCUUGAGGGUCCAUUCACAUCCCUGCCCCAGGGGCAGAACUUGAACUGGAAGCCCCAGCCUCCCUGCAGAAGACUGGGCAGCAGAGUCUCCACCAGGAAGUUUGUGUGCUUCUGUUCCUGGGAGAACACUGCUGUUCCCAGUACGUGGAGGUGGAGGUGGGAUCAAUCCAGGGGAAGAAAAAAAGGGUCCCAGACCCCAUGACUCUUUUCCCCAAGGACCUCUUUCAUUCCCAAGCCUCAGAGAUUUUGAUUCUUCUGCUAAUGGUUCUGUCAGCGAGGAGAGAGCACUGGGAUCUAACCAGGAGGGAUGCAAAACUCCAGAGGUUGGAGACUAUUUUGCAAGACUGUCCCAUUCUUCUCAGGGUCUUCUGGCUCAGUUCUUGGUCAUGUGUCUUACCCCAGUAAGCUUGGAUGGGGUGAAGGCACAGGGUCUCUAAUCUCAGGGGCCCUUCAGGGGUUCAGGAUGCAGAACAAGAGGGACACUGCUGUAGAUCUCCAGGGCUCUGGUAUUUUGUCUGGGACAAGAAUAAAGAGUCACUCC